Zychaea mexicana is the source of this 4132-nucleotide messenger RNA. Its product is annotated as PMCA-type calcium-translocating P-type ATPase. The transcript is spliced from 5 exons. The record is from RefSeq and is a predicted model, not a curated record. Gene Ontology annotation, molecular function: P-type calcium transporter activity; ATP hydrolysis activity; ATP binding. Gene Ontology annotation, biological process: intracellular calcium ion homeostasis; calcium ion transmembrane transport. The coding region runs from base 105 to 3893 and encodes 1262 amino acids. Lineage: Eukaryota; Fungi; Mucoromycota; Mucoromycetes; Mucorales; Lichtheimiaceae. Gene Ontology annotation, cellular component: membrane; intracellular membrane-bounded organelle.
CGUCUGCAACCCUUCGUCUUUUUCGUUUUUCUUCUUGAACCGGCCACCCUUUCCAAAAAAACCACCAUCACCCACAUUACUCUUAUAGUAACAGUAUAAAGACGAUGGCGUCCAAUGACAAUUCACCGCCAUCACCGCAAUCAGAAGUUCGGCAUCUGUCCUCCAUUUCAGUCAGACAGAAUGUUCUCAUAAGCGAAGACCCCACUCUUAUUCCAACACCCUCCGCUAAUACUCCCAUUCCAUCCGCCCUCCAUGAAGAAGCAGAAGAAAAAUCCUCCAGCUACCCUGGUGGAGCAUCACCAAAACAGCCACCACCACCGUUAGACGACAGUGUCAAGAUUGAUCUGCGCGACCACCUCACGCCACACAACGACCCAUCCAAUCUCUUUGCUUUCACCCCCGAUCAGCUCUCCGCUCUGAUGGAUCCCAAAAACUUGCCGCUGCUCUACAGUUAUGGUGGUCUUGACGGCGUCGCAAAGGGUCUGCACGUCGAUCUGCAGACUGGCUUGGUCCCUAACACUAAAAUACAGACGCCUGUCACCUUAAACGAUGUGAUGCCCUUGAGUCGUAAUGCAGCAGACUCGCCGUCUGAGCCGCCAGAGCCUCGACCGCGCGCUCGUUCCAUGACCGUCUUGAGCACUGCCACCGGCGCCACUCGAACAGAGCCUACCACGGCUUUCCCACAACGCGUCAAUGUGUUUGGCGCAAACUUAUUACCAGACGUCAAGUCCAAAAGCAUCUUCCAGCUGAUGUGGAUGGCCUUCCAAGAUAAAACUCUGAUCCUUCUUACUGUCGCUGCCAUUGUCUCUUUGGGUGUCGGUCUCUAUGAAGACAUUGCUGUCCCAGAAUACGAUGCCAUGGGCAACCGGAUACCCGGUGUCAAGUGGGUCGAAGGUGUCGCUAUCAUUGUUGCUGUACUUCUCGUCGUUAUGGUCGGUUCCGUCAACGACUUUCAAAAGGAACGCCAGUUCCGCAAGCUCAACGCAAAGAAAGAAGAUCGUGUCGUCAAGGCUACACGUGAAGGCGUCAUUGGCAUGAUCUCUGUCCGCGAUGUCCAAGUCGGUGAUAUUCUGCAUCUUGAACCAGGAGACAUUGUCGCUGUCGAUGGUGUCUUUAUUGAAGGCCACAACCUCAAGUGUGACGAGUCUGCCGCUACGGGUGAAUCUGACGCCGUCCGCAAGCAGAACUGGGAAACCUGCUACCGUCAAAUGCAAGGCGCCAACAACGACUACGCCGGUGGCUCCGAUCUGAAGAAACCAGCUGCUCCUGCAGGAGGCGAGCACAAGGCCAACACGGAUCCUUUCAUCCUUUCGGGUGGCAAAGUGCUCGAAGGCGUCUGCACAUAUCUUGUCACUUGUGUCGGUACCAACUCGUACUAUGGCCGUACCAUGAUGGCCUUGCGCUCAGAACCCGAAAGCACCCCACUCCAGGAAAAGCUCAACUACCUUGCCGAAAUGAUUGCCAAGCUUGGCUCAGCAGUCGGUUUGCUCAUGCUUAUCGUCUUGCUUAUCCGCUACUUUGUCACUUGGAAGGACGGUGUGCCCGACCAGGCAACCGAUAUCGUUAUGGAUAUCAUGAAGAUUCUCAUCGUCGUUGUCACCAUUGUCGUCGUCGCUGUUCCUGAAGGCUUGCCGUUGGCUGUUACACUUGCCCUUGCUUAUGCAACUCAGCGCAUGCUCAAAGACAACAACUUGGUGCGUGUGCUUGCAGCUUGCGAGACCAUGGGCAAUGCUACCACCGUCUGCUCUGACAAGACCGGCACAUUGACACAAAACAAGAUGGCUGUCGUCGCCGGCACCUUGGGAUGCUCGUUCCGCUUCCUCAAGAACGCUCCCUCUGACCGCACUGAUCUGUCUGACAUUAGCCAGGUGGCUGAAAAGGUACCCAAGCAGGUACUGAACAUGCUCAACCAAUCCAUUGCCGUCAACUCUUCUGCAUUUGAAGGCAAAGACGAGAACGGCAACGAUGUCUUUGUGGGCAACAAGACCGAAACCGCCCUGCUCGCCUUUUCGCGUGACGUUGGAUCGGAUCACUACGAUACCAUCCGCAACAACCAUCCCGUCGAGCACGCCUUCCCUUUCAGCUCUGAGCGCAAGGCCAUGGCCACCGUUGUUCGUGUCCCUCACCCAGACGAUCCCAAGCGCACGAUCUACCGAGUCCACAUCAAGGGCGCUUCUGAAAUCCUUUUGCAGAACUGUAACCAGAUUGUCACCUUGCAGCAGAGCAACUACAAGUCCGCCACGCAUGAUUAUGAUGUCCGAACACGCAGCUUGACUCAGGAAGAUAACACCCGUCUUGAGCGUAUUAUCCAGAGCUACGCCUCUCGCAGUCUGCGUACGCUCGGUAUCGGUUACCGCGACUUUGAGCAAUGGCCCCCACAGUCUGCUAGCAGCCCCAUGCCCGAUGCGGACGGCGAAGCAGCCGAAGUCCCGUAUGAAGACAUUGUCCACGACAAGGGAGUAACCCUUUUGGGUAUCGUUGGUAUCGAAGAUCCUCUGCGCGAUGGCGUCACAGAAGCUGUCAAGGCCUGCCAAAGCGCCGGUGUAUUCGUUCGCAUGGUUACCGGUGACAACUUGGUAACAGCCAAGGCCAUUGCUAAGCAAUGCGGUAUCUACACAACCGGUGGCGUUGUCAUGGAAGGUCCCACAUUCCGAAACUUGCCACCUGCUGAAAUGGACGCCAUUCUUCCUCGUCUGCAAGUCCUGGCCCGCUCGAGUCCCGAAGACAAACGUAUUCUGGUCACUCGCUUGCGCGAUCUCGGUGACAUUGUCGCUGUCACUGGUGACGGUACCAACGAUGGUCCUGCACUCAAGUCUGCCGAUGUCGGUUUCUCCAUGGGUAUUGCCGGUACCGAAGUUGCCAAGGAAGCCUCCAGUAUUAUCUUGAUGGACGACAACUUUUCUAGUAUCGUCAAGGCCAUCAGCUGGGGUCGCUGUGUCAACGACGCUGUCAAGAAGUUCUUGCAAUUCCAACUGACUGUCAACAUUACUGCCGUUGUUACUACCUUCUUGUCCUCGGUCAUCAGUACAAACCAAAAGUCUGUCCUCACGGCUGUCCAGCUUUUGUGGGUCAACCUGAUCAUGGACACAUUCGCUGCUUUGGCCCUUGCUACCGAUCCUCCCACACAAGAACUUUUGGAACGUGCACCUGAACCUCGCUCAGCACCUUUGAUCACUUUCAAGAUGUGGAAGAUGAUUUUUGGUCAAGCUAUCUUCCAGAUUGUGGUAACCGUAGUCUUGCUCUACAGCAACGUUCUCGAGUAUGAUACCGAAAGUCCUGUCUUGCAAACUGUGGUGUUCAACACCUUUGUCUUUUGCCAGAUCUUUAACGAAAUCAACUGCCGACGCAUCGACAGCCAGCUCAAUGUUUUCACCAACAUAUUUGCCAACAAGUUCUUUGUUAUUAUCUUUAUCAUUUGUGUCGCCGGUCAAGCACUUAUCGUCAACUUUGGCGGCGCUGCAUUCCAGGUUGUCCGAAUUGACGGCAUCCACUGGGCCAUUUCCGUCCUUGUCGGUCUUCUCGCUCUGCCCAUUGGCGUUGUAAUCCGUCUUAUUCCGGACAACCUGUUUGCCUUUGUCCUCUUCAAGUCGACUACCCGUGAGCGAUACCUCGGUCAUUCGCAAAAGGUGCCAUCCAUGUACAUGGCUGGUAACGAGCGCAUGUCGUGGAGCAACACAUACGAUGACGUCCAGCAGGGCAUCCAGUCCAUGAAGCAUUCCGAAGAAACCACCCAGCCCUCAUCAAAGCAGCAGGGAGCACUUGCUGCAUCUGUGAUGCUUCCUAGCCUCGUGGCCACGGCUCCUUCAACUGGAUGGGUGCCCCCGGAUCACGAAAAUGAAAAUCAGAACACGCAAUACUCGUACACAUCAAGAUCAUUCCGUAGCAACGAUUAAGGAGAGACCAGCAGCAGCAGCAGCAGCAGCAGCAUAAAAAAGAAAGUUGUAACCGAGAGCGCCAAAAGAGCAAUACACGCAGGAUAUCCCUUCCCGCAUACUACACUCUAUACAUAUAUACUUAUCCACUCACACACUUCUCCUAUCUAUCAUCUUUACUCCUAAAUCUAUUUUCUUUGCUUUCGCUUACGCUCUCGCUCUCUCUCUCUUUCUCUUUCUCUUUCUCUGUGUCUUUCCUU